Molecule: messenger RNA, 1375 nt
Organism: Calidris pugnax (ruff)
Lineage: Eukaryota; Metazoa; Chordata; Aves; Charadriiformes; Scolopacidae
Gene: SLC25A28
Product: solute carrier family 25 (mitochondrial iron transporter), member 28
Exons: 3
Coding region: 32-829 (265 amino acids)
Biological process (GO): iron import into the mitochondrion
Cellular component (GO): mitochondrial membrane
Molecular function (GO): ferrous iron transmembrane transporter activity
Source: RefSeq, a predicted model, not a curated record
CGCCCGGGGGGGCCUUGUGUUGCAGACGCGGAUGCAGAGCCUGCGGCCGGAGCCCGCCGCCCGGUACCGGAACGUGCUGGAGGCCCUGUGGCGCAUCGCCCGCACCGAGGGCGUCUGGCGGCCCAUGCGGGGCCUGAACAUCACCGCCACCGGCGCCGGCCCGGCCCACGCCCUCUACUUCGCCUGCUACGAAAAGUUAAAAAAGACGCUGAGUGACGUUAUCCAGGCAGGGGGCAAUAGCCAUGUGGCCAACGGUGCAGCCGGGUGUGUAGCGACGUUGCUCCACGACGCAGCCAUGAACCCUGCCGAAGUGGUUAAACAGAGGAUGCAGAUGUACAACUCUCCUUACCAGCGUGUGACGGACUGUGUGCGGGCUGUGUGGCGCAACGAAGGGGCUGGAGCUUUCUACCGCAGCUACACCACCCAGCUCACCAUGAACAUCCCCUUCCAAGCCAUUCACUUCAUGACCUACGAGUUCUUGCAAGAGCAGCUCAACCCCCACAGACAGUACAACCCGGGCUCCCACGUGGUCUCUGGAGCCUGCGCGGGGGCUGUCGCUGCCGCUGCCACCACGCCUUUGGACGUUUGCAAAACGCUGCUCAACACCCAGGAGUCCCUGGCUUUGAGCUCCAACAUCAGCGGACACAUCACAGGCAUGGCCAAUGCCUUCAGGACGGUGUACCAAGUGGGCGGCGUGACCGCCUACUUCAGAGGGGUCCAGGCCAGAGUCAUUUACCAGAUGCCCUCGACGGCGAUCGCCUGGUCCGUGUACGAGUUCUUCAAGUACAUCCUCACCAAGCGCCAGGAGGAGCGGCGGGCUGGGAAGUGAGCCAGAGCCCAACGCCGUGCCAGACCUGCUUCACCUCCCCUCCUGGUUUGUCUUCUGACCUCUCUCCCUUUCAGAUUGGUUUGUGUCGAAGAGAGGGGGCAGCGAGGGCCUUUGGGCUUUAGCCAUGAGGUGUUUGCCCCGUGGCUGCCGCAGCUCUGCUCAGGCUGCGGGGUUUGCUCUCCCCUGAAAUGUCCCACUGGGAGCUGCAGCCCCGGUCACAUCCCCUGGCACUUUGGUGGAGCCGUGUUCCUCUCCUGCCCUUAACCAACCCCCCCCCCUCACGCAAAGCUCACCCCUCCUUGGGGGGGAAGGUGAAUGUCCUGCCCUCCCCCUGGCAGGGCCGCGCCGAGGAGGGGGUGGCUGCGCUGCCCCGGUUGCUGGGGGCUUUGUCUGGCUUUUGGCCUUGCCGUUGUCUUGUAGCACGCACACGUGAUGCCCCGGUGGUGGUGGGGCGGGGGGAGAGGAUGGCACUUGAGGAGGGGGAGCCUGUAGGUUUGUUGUUGUUCCUGCUCUUGACACCUCCAAUAAAAACUGUUCUGCUCUGUC